This is a messenger RNA of Aedes aegypti (yellow fever mosquito), 1971 nucleotides long. Its product is annotated as fatty acid hydroxylase domain-containing protein 2. The transcript is spliced from 3 exons. The record is from RefSeq and is a predicted model, not a curated record. Gene Ontology annotation, biological process: sterol biosynthetic process. The coding region runs from base 151 to 1032 and encodes 293 amino acids. Gene Ontology annotation, molecular function: iron ion binding; C-4 methylsterol oxidase activity. NCBI's taxonomy places the organism in Eukaryota, Metazoa, Arthropoda, Insecta, Diptera, Culicidae.
ACUUACAACGUUUUAUCGAUCGAUCUCCGGUGGAAUCACUUGUGAGGUUCUAGAGAAUAGAAUUCAAACGGGAGUCUUCGGUGUGGUUAGUGAAUUUAAACGAUCCGUUAAUCGACUGUUGACUUUCUUUUGCCAAGUGUACCUCUAACAAUGUACGAUACCUUUGCCAAUGCGUCUUUGGAAUUAAGUGAAGCUGUUUACUCCAGUGUGUUUCUCCAGGAUCAAUGGAACAACUUUCUCGAUACCAUCGGCGACGAUCCAGAGAUCCUGUACGUUUGGUUCCUGACGAUAUGGUCGUACAGCUUGUUCUGGAUAAUCGGCGGUUUAUUUGCGUACAUGGACCUCACCAAUAAACCGGCCUGCCUGCGCAAAUACAAAAACCAACCAGGGACACACGAACCUCUAAAAUGGAACGAACUGAAACCGGUGGUCAAAACGGCUUUCAUCAAUCAGCUAGUGUACGGGAUUCCAACGACGUAUCUCACGUUUCACAUACGAAAGUGGAUAACAAGUGACCUGCCUGACAUGCGACAACUACCAUCGCUGGAAAUUUUCAUCCGAGAUAUGGUGGUAUCGAUCGUCUUGUGGGAAAUUGCGUUCUACUACACGCAUCGAUUGCUGCAUGCCAAUUUUUGGUACAAGUACAUUCACAAGAAGCAUCACGAAUGGCCGGCACCGAUCGCAUGGGCCGCCAUUUACGCCCAUCCGUUUGACUUCAUUCUCAGCGAUCUUAUUCCGGUGUAUGCUGGACCUGCACUGAUGACAAGUCAUCCGGCAACCGUGGCAGUGUGGUUGGUAUUUGUUAUGGUGGAUACUCUGGUGGAUCACUGCGGAUAUCAUUUGCCUUUCCUUGGAAGCUCCGAACAUCACGAUUAUCACCAUUUGAAAUUCAAUCAGUGUUACGGUAACUACGGCUGGUGGGACACCCUACAUGGUACAAACGAAGAGUUCCGCAAGAAGAAGCAGUAUCUCCGCAACAAAAGAAUAUUCUCUCUGAAAUCAGCUCGCGAAUUGAUACCAGAAGACGAUUAGGUGCUUUUAAGUAAUGGUAGAUAAUAGUCUACGAUAAGCCGGUUCUGACACUACGAACUGUAGUUGGCUCAGUCCAAUAUUCCUGUUAAACGAUAUUGUUGCUUGAUUGCUGGUUGAGCUUCGUUGAUCAGCCGGAAGGAACUGAAUAGCUUCGGACUAAAAGUGUCGUAGGUUGUGAUAGGAUGUCAUGUGUUUUCGAGAUGCUAGUUUUUCCAGAAAGUUUUGUUCCUUCUAAAUGCGUCUUUCGAACACGAAUCCACCUGAUUCGUAUGGUUAAUACACAUACUGAUGAAACAUCGAUCGAAACGAGAAUCAAGUGCUAGUAUAAAGUUAAGGAUUUUUAUGAAAGGGAGUUGUGAUCGUACAUAUGAGUUUAGUUGAUAGAUAAACCUACUUUUAAGAACAUGAGUCAAUGCCUAGUGUCAAAUGCUUGAAAUAUAAAUGUUUAAUUUAGAUAAAAUCAGUAAAUUGACUCAAUAAUUAGGAGAAUAAGUUCAAUAGCCUCACUUUAAUUUACUCUAAACAAGCUACUUAGUCACGCAAUUUAGAGUUUUUAACCCAUCGACAGAAUAGUUUUAAGCAUGUUCUUGUUCAAUAGAUUAAUCCAUAAUUUAAUCUUUUAACUAAUGAGUUUGCAGUUUCAUCACAUCUACCUGAUAAAAUAUAAAUUAGCUAUCGUGAAUCUUCCCUUAGGAGGAUCACAAGCAUGUUGGAACCAGAACGAAAAAACGAGUUCUUUCUCGAAAGAAUGCAAGUGCAAUGUUGAUUCCCUUACCUACGCAACCGAAUCUUUCGAUGGAUAUAAAUACUUGCCAAACGAUUAAAAUGAGCUCAGUAUGAACUAGUCUAGACGGAAAGUUAUUUUUAAUGUGUAUGAUAACUUGUAUUGAGUUCGACAGCAUCGCUAGGCUAUAUAAUAAAUGUUCGAUUUGUAAUGUA